Molecule: messenger RNA, 478 nt
Organism: Temnothorax curvispinosus
Lineage: Eukaryota; Metazoa; Arthropoda; Insecta; Hymenoptera; Formicidae
Product: peritrophin-1-like
Exons: 2
Coding region: 54-317 (87 amino acids)
Cellular component (GO): extracellular region
Molecular function (GO): chitin binding
Source: RefSeq, a predicted model, not a curated record
GUGAUUCGUGCGAAGAGUGAAAUUAAAAAAAAGAAAAACUUUCAAGCCUCAAAAUGAAAGCCAUAUUCUCCAUUGUGCUUUUGGUGUGCUUGUUGGGUGUAUUUUAUGCCCAAGCACAGGAAGUCCGAUGCCCAGAUAGAGUACCAAGAGAAGACGAGGAAGCCAUUCUCAUUCCUCAUCCCACCAACUGCAAACAUUACUUCGUCUGUGACUAUGGCCGACCGAUUGUGAUGAAGUGUCCUGAUGACUUACACUUCAAUCCCACAAAAAAAGUUUGCGAUUUUCCGUUUCAAGCUGGAUGCAUUGUUUAUCCCUAAUCAGUUUAUAUCUACAAUGAUAGAAUUGCCUGCAACAUAUACCGAUGUGUGGACCGCUAUUGUAUUGUGUUAUUGUAUUACGUUAUCACUGCACGGCUUAUACAAACGACAUUAUAUUGUACAUACUUUUUAAUGAAUAAAUUAUCCAUUGCUUAAUAUUA